Molecule: messenger RNA, 1954 nt
Organism: Rattus norvegicus (Norway rat)
Lineage: Eukaryota; Metazoa; Chordata; Mammalia; Rodentia; Muridae
Gene: RT1-CE16
Product: RT1 class I, locus CE16
Biological process (GO): immune response; antigen processing and presentation
Cellular component (GO): membrane; phagocytic vesicle membrane; lumenal side of endoplasmic reticulum membrane
Source: RefSeq, a predicted model, not a curated record
CUUCUGCUUCUAACCUGUGUCAGGUCCUUCUGCCCGGAUACUGAUGACGCGCUGGCAAUUCUCACUCCUAUUUGGUGCUGUGAACCCGGUGACCCAAUCAGCGUCGCCCCAGACACUAGUCCGUAAACUCCACGCAGCCCGCGGGACUCAGCGGCGUCCGGGAUCUCAGAUGGGGGCGAUGGCACCGCGCACGCUGCUCCUGCUGCUGGCGGCCGCCCUGGCCCCGACGCAGACUCGCGCGGGCUCACACUCGCUGCGGUAUUUCGUCACCGCCAUAUCCGGGCCCGGCCUCGGGGAGCCCCGAUUCAUGGAAGUCGGCUACGUGGACGGCACGGAGUUCGUGCGCUACGACAGCGACGCAAAGAAUCCGGGGAUGGAGCCGCGGGCGAGGUGGAUGGAGCGGGAGGGGCGGGAGUAUUGGGAGCGGGAGACACGGAGAGUCAAGGAAAACGAGCAGUUGUUCCGAGGGAACCUGAGGACCCUGCUUGGCUACUACAACCAGAGCGAGGGCGGCUCUCACACCAUCCAGUGGAUGUCUGGCUGUGACGUGGGGUCGGACGGGAGCCUCCUCCGCGGGUAUGAUCAGUUCGCCUACGACGGCCGCGAUUACAUCGUCCUGAACGAAGACCUGAAAACGUGGACGGCGGCGGACACGGCGGCACGGAUCACCCGGAACAAGUGGGAUCGGGCUGGUGUUGCAGAGAGACACAAGGCCUACCUGGAGGGCAAGUGCUUGGAGUCGCUCCUCAGAUACCUGGAGCUCGGGAAGGAGACGCUGCUGCGCUCAGAUCCCCCAAAGGCACAUGUGACCCUUCACCCCAGACCUGAAGGUGAUGUCACCCUGAGGUGCUGGGCCCUGGGCUUCUACCCUGCUGGCAUCUCCCUGACCUGGCAGUUGAAUGGGGAGGACCUGACCCAGGACAUGGAGCUUGUGGAGACCAGGCCUGCAGGGGAUGGAACCUUCCAAAAGUGGGCAUCUGUGGUGGUGCCUCUUGGGAAGGAGCAGAAUUACACAUGCCUUGUGGAGCAUGAGGGGCUGCCUGAGCCGCUUACCCAGAGAUGGGAGCCUUCUCCAUCGACCGACUCCAACAUGGAAACCUAUGUCAUUUAUGUCAUCCUUGGAGCUGUGGCCAUCAUUGCAGCUGUGAUCAUUGUAGCUGUGGUGGCUGUUGUGAUGAAGAGGAGGAGAAACACAGCUUUUCUUCUCACAGGUGGAAAAGUAGGAGUCUACGCCCCUGCUCCAAGCAGGGACAGCUCUGAGAGCUCUGAUGUGUCUCUCUCAGAUUGUAAAGCAUGAAGACAGCUGCCUGGAGUGGACUGAGUGACAGACGAUGUGUUCAGGUCUCUCCUGUGACAUCCAGAGUCCUCAGUUCUCUUUAGACACCAGUGUCUGAUGUUCCCUGUGAUUCUAUGGCUUCUGUGUGAAGAACUGUGGAGCCCAGCCUGCCCUGCACACCUGGACCCUGUCCCUGCACUGCCUGUGUUCCCUUCCACAGCCAACCUCGCUGGUCUAGCCUGGGGUUGGGGGCUGGGGACAUCUGCACCCUAUCACUCAGUGCUGCUUCUAGCUGCAACUCCUCACUUCUACACUGAGAAUAAGAAUCUGAGUGUGGGGCUGGAGAGAUGGCUCAGCGGUUAAGAGCACCCGACUGCUCUUCUAGAGGUCAUGAGUUCAAUUCCCAGCAACCGCAUGGUGGCUCACAACCAUCUAUAAAUAGAUCCGAUGCCCUCUUCUGGUGUAUCUGAAGACAGCUACAGUGUACUUAUAUAUAAUAAAUAAAUAAAUCUUUUAAAAAAAAAAAAGAAUCUGAGUGUGAACUUGACUGUUCACAUCCUUGACACAAGUGUGGAUGGCUUUUUAAAUUACUGGAUUGAGAAUACUUGGAGGUUGUUUUUUGGUUUUGUUUUGUUUUCUUUUGUUUUAAAUAAAUGGCAGGUGGAGAAGCUCCCAGAA